This is a messenger RNA of Polistes dominula (European paper wasp), 1541 nucleotides long. RefSeq lists its product as uncharacterized. The record is from RefSeq and is a predicted model, not a curated record. NCBI's taxonomy places the organism in Eukaryota, Metazoa, Arthropoda, Insecta, Hymenoptera, Vespidae.
AUGAGGUUUAAAAGUAAACCGUGGUUCACGCUCAUCUGCUACGGUAAGAUAAAACCUAAUAUAAUUAUGAUAUGUCGACUCGACGAAAAAAUCAAGGAACACGAUAAAGAAAAGGUAUCCUUCGAAAGGAGAACUCGCGAAUUAGCAAAUUUGUUGGAAACUUUAGAACACUUCGAUCUCGACGUUAAAACCUUGUGUCGCCUUACCGCGGAAGCCGUGGCAAAUUUAACCAAAGUCGAACCACAUUUCGAAGAAGCUAUAAAGAAACUGAGACAGUUUACUUGGAAAGUCAAUGAAAGAGAGUACGAUAAGGAAACAGACAAAUUGAGGUCUCAAAAUUUAGUACUGCGAGAAAUUAUCAAGAGUCUCAAACGAAAGACACAAAAUGAUUUAAGCAAAAGUACCGAUGAGAGCACGCAAAAAAACAACGACGUACAAAAUCUAGCAAAUGAUUUUAAAAAGGAGCAAACGAUUACAAAUGAUUUGACAAAAUGUACAAAAUGUUCUUUAACAAAAUGUAAUCUUGAAAAUAAGGACAUCGUGUCGAAAAGCGUUGAUAAAAAAGUGCUCUGCAUCGAGUCGCAUAAAAAUGGAAUUUUUUAUGAUGAAUAUGUGAUCGGAUUCUCAAACACUCGGCAAAUGAAAAUCAAACAUUCGCCUAUGACUAGUACAAAGAUGGCACACUUAAAAUUGGAAAUUUUCGAUUGCGAGGAAAAAUAUCAUGAAAGUUCGCCAGAUAAAGUUGUAAUACUCUUAAAAAAUCUUUCAACAUCCAUUAAAAUCGAACGUACUGGUAUUAACUGUGCCACUCAAACUGUGUUAACACGAAAAUGUGAUAAUUAUACGCAAACUUCGAUCACUCAAAUACGCGAUUUUCAACGAUUAAACGUUGGCCAUACGGUAUGUAUUCGAUCAUUUUUUUUUUAUAAAAUGAAUAUCAUGUUUCUACAAAAAGUUUCAUCGAUCAAACAGAUGUUAAAUAGCGAAAAACGUGCCAUCGAAAGGAAUUUAUCAAAUUUGGAACGAACCGUAGACCUUUUAAAAUGUAACACGUUACAUCACGCAAGAUCUAUGAUCGAGAACAAAUCAAAGUGUUUGAGAAAGGAGGAAUUUGUUGAAUGCAUCGAACGUUUAACUGGAGGAUAAAUAAAAUAUCCUACACGUUGUAAAAAAGUUUUUAUAAUAGGUAAGAAAUUAAAUAAAAAGUGACUGGACAAUUAACAAAACUCUCACAUUUAGUAGAAGGUCACUGAUCGUGUUUUCUCUUUAAAAACGCUAUCCAAUUAAUCUUAUACAAGUACUAUACACGCAUAGAUAUACAUAUUAUAAAACAUAUACAUAUCAUACAUACACAUAUGCGUGUUGGUGUGUGGGUGUUUGUGUGUGUUACGUACUUAUCGUUAAAAUUAUGCAGUAAUAAUUCUGCGAAUUGCAUCUACUAUAAAAAUUCACCAAUCUAAAUUCACGUAUAUAAUAACAUUUCAUUGCUUUUAUAUUAUUAUUAAUAGUAAUAAUUCUAGAACACGUUUAGAAAAAUUUGU